GAGGGAUGGUGGGAGAUGGCAGAUGAAGGAAUGAUGGGAUCUCUCCGUGGAAGGAGGCUGGAAUGGGUGGAAAUCAUCGAGCCUCGGACCCGGGAGCGCAUGUACGCCAACCUCAUCACGGGGGAGUGCGUGUGGGACCCGCCCGCCGGGGUGCGGAUCAAGCGCACCAAUGAGAACCAGUGGUGGGAGCUCUUCGACCCCAACACCUCCCGCUUCUACUACUACAAUGCCACCACGCAGAGGACGGUGUGGCACCGUCCCCAGAACUGCGACAUCAUCCCGCUGGCCAAGCUGCAGACGCUGAAGCAGAACACGGAGUCGCCGCGGGCUUCCACGGAAAACAGCCCCGGCAGGAGCAGCAAUGUCAGCAGGGAGGGAAGCACCAGCUCGUCCUUGGAGCAGGAGCUGGAGGGCAACGAGAAGGUGCAGGAGCAGCGGUCAAGCCGCCAGCCCAGCCAGUAUUCCGUGGUGAAGGAGGAGACGGAAAGUUCAUCGCCUUCUGGAGUGUUUGAGAAGGAAUACGACAUUUAUCGGGAUUACAGCACCGAAGGACAGCUGCUGCACUACAGGACCUCAUCCCUCCGAUGGAACGCUGGCACCAAGGAGCGGAUGCUGAUCAAGGUGACAGAUCGGGAGCCCAGCUUCCUCCUCCACCAAGGCAAUGGCUACGCCCCGGAAAACCAGCCAGGCUCCCGUUCCCGCCGGCCCUCAGGCGGCCAACAGUCGCCCAACCUCCAAACCUUCUCUUCGGACACCGACAACUCCGUCUUCUUCCCGGAGAGGAAGCAGUCGCCUUUCAUGAAGAGGGCCGAGCAUGUGGGCAGCUGCUCACCCUUGUUGGGCCGAGGCGAUUCCUUCUGCUCGCCGCUCCAAGCCCAGCACCGCAAGCAUUCCAGCGAAUCCCAGCCCUCGUCACCCCGCUAUGCUUAUGAGCCCCCACUCUACGAGGAGCCCCCUAUGGAAUACCAGGCUCCCAUCUAUGAUGAGCCGCCCGUGGACAUGCAGUAUGAAGCCAGCGGGAGCUACAAGGCCGGGUCACCGCAGAAAUCGCCCAUCCGGAAGCCUCACCCUUUCCUUCAGUCGCCCAAGCAAGGCUCCAACUCGCCCUACCAGCAGUUGGUGCUCACCAAGCAGAAGUGUCCUGACCGCUUCAUGAGCCUGGAAUACAGCCCGGCCGGCAAGGAAUACGUCCGGCAGUUGGUCUAUGUGGAGCAGUCGGGCUCCAGCCCCAAGAUGAAGACGGGCUUGAGGCACAAAUAUUCCCCCAACCCCAUCGGCGGCUCCUACUCACUGCAGCACAGCCCCUGCCUGGUGCGGGACCAACGCCUGGAGAUCAAAUCGGGCGACUACAGCAGCAUGGAGGGACCCGACUUCUGCCCUGGCCCCACAGGAGCCCAGGUGGCCCAGGGCGAGGACUCCAUGUCGUGGUCCAGCCAGCAGGACACCUUGUCCUCCACCGGUUACUCACCUUCCACCAGGAAAAGGAAAAGUCGGAAGCCUUCGGUGAACCAUGACGCCAACGCCUCCUCCACGGAUGGCUCGGGGGAGCGGGAGGUGUUGGGUGAGCUGGGUGAGGAACGAGCCACGCCGGGACCCAACAGGUCGCCAAUGAACCGGACGGAGAGCAAGGCAGCUGAGGCAGAGGCGGCGCGGGGCUUCCCGGAGCCGUUCCUGGCGCAGGCGCGCCUGGCAUGGGAAGCGCAGCAGGCCCACUACCACAUGAAGCAACGGAGCAGCUGGGAUUCCCAAAAGGACGGUUCGGGCUACGAGAGUGAUGGAGCCCUCCCGCUGCCCAUGCCAGGCCCGGUGGUGCGAGCCUUCAGUGAGGAUGAGGCGUUGGCACAACAGGAGAACAAGCACUGGAAGAGGAACACCUUCGAGAAGCUGGGCUUCCCCCAGAUCCUGCUGGAGAAGAGCGUCUCUGUCCAGACCAACCUGGCCUCUCCCGAGCCCUACCUGCAUCCAUCUCAGUCCGAGGACCUCGGCGCCUGUGCGCAGUUCGAGAACAGCCGGCAGACGCGGAACAUGAUGCCGAGCGCCAGCUGCGUCUUCCCCACCUUCAACCUGCGCAAGCCCUCCUCGGAGACGGACAUUGAGAACUGGGCCUCCAAGCACUUCAACAAGCACACCCAAGGGCUCUUCCGAAGGAAGGUCUCCAUUGCCAACAUGCUGGCCUGGAGCAGCGAAUCCAUCAAGAAACCCAUGAUCAUGACCAAUGACCGCAAUGUCAAGAAGGAGGCGUGCGAGAUCUUCAAGCUCAUCCAGAUGUACAUGGGCGACCGGCGGGCCAAGACGGACCAGCUCAACGUGGCCUUGGAGAUCGCCACCAAAGGUUGGAGCAUGCAGGGGCUGCGAGACGAGCUCUACAUCCAGCUGUGCCGGCAAACCACCGAGAACUUCCGUUACGAGAGCCUGGCCCGCGGCUGGGAGCUCAUGGCCAUUUGUUUGGCCUUUUUCCCACCCACUCCCAAAUUCCAUUCCUACCUUGAAGGAUACAUUUACCGGCACAUGGAUCCGGUGAAUGACACCAAAGUCUCGCGGCACCUCCGGCACCUCCUGGCAAGGACCAAUCAGAAGAAACCCAAAUUGCGAAAGAAACCAAAGCCCCAGAGCGAGGAGAUCCCGGGGGUGGCCAUCAGCACUUACGCCAAGUACUGCUACAACAAACUCCAGAAGGCGGCACUGACCGGGGCCAAGAAGGGCCUGAAGAAGCCGAACAUCGAGGAGAUCCGUCACGCCAAGAACGCUGUCUUCAACCCGUCCAUGUUUGGCAGCUCCCUGCAGGACAUCGUGGCCAUGCAGAAGGAGCGUUACCCGGACCGGCAGCUGCCCUGGGUGCAGACCCGGCUCUCCGAGGAGGUCCUGGCACUCAACGGGGACCAGACCGAGGGCAUCUUCAGAGUCCCCGGUGACAUCGAUGAGGUCAAUGCCCUCAAGCUGCAGGUGGACCAAUGGAAGAUCCCCACCGGCUUGGAGGAUCCGCACGUUCCCGCAUCGCUGCUGAAGCUGUGGUACCGCGAGCUGGAGGAGCCCCUGAUCCCACACGAGUUUUAUGAGCAGUGUAUCUCCCACUAUGAGAACCCCGAGGCCGCCAUCGCCGUCGUCCACUCCCUGCCCCGGAUCAACAGAAUGGUGCUGUGCUACCUCAUCCGCUUCCUCCAGGUCUUUGUGCAGCCGGCCAAUGUGGCCGUCACCAAGAUGGACGUCAAUAACCUGGCCAUGGUGAUGGCCCCCAACUGCCUGCGCUGCCAAUCGGACGACCCGCGGAUCAUCUUCGAGAACACGCGCAAGGAGAUGUCCUUCAUCCGUGUCCUCAUCCAGCACCUGGACACCAGCUUCAUGGAGGGCGUCCUAUAGCGGCCGCCACAACACCAUCCCCACCCCGCCACCGGCCCCCCGUCCCCUCCAAGGGUCAAAGUCCCCAGGUGGUGGCACCUAUCUCUAUCAAGAACCAGGAGGUCUGUGAGGUUCUCUACCAUGUGGUGAGCUCCAUCUCCACCAAGAACCAGGAGGUUCAUGAGGUUCUCCACCACGUGGUGAGCUCCAUCUUCACCAAGAUGAAGAGCCAGGAGGUCCGUGAGGUUUUUUCACCACGUAGUGAGCUCCAUCUCCACCAAAAACUGGGAAGUCUGUGAGGCUCUCCACAACGUGGCAAGCUCUAUCUCUACCAAGAGCCAGGAAGUCCGUGAUGUUCUUCACUGCAUGGUGAGCUCCAUCUCCAUCAAGAACCAGGAGGUCCAUGAGGUUCUCCACCAUAUGGUGAGCUCCAUCUCCACCAAGAACCAGGAGGUCCAUGAGGUUCUUCACCACAUGGUGAGCUCCAUCUCCACCAAAAUCAGGAACCAGGAGGCAUGGGAGGUUCUUCACCAUAUGGUGAACUUCAUCUCCACCAAGAUGAAGAACCAGGAGGUCCAUGAUCUUCUUCACUGCAUGGUGAGCUCCAUCUCCACCAAGAACCAGGAGGUCCAUGAGGUUCUCCAGUUUCACCACAUGGUGAGCUCCAUCUCCAACCAGACCUCAUGGAUGGAGGGCGUCCAGCGAUUGUAACCAUCUCGCCUGGACGCAGGGACAAGGAGAAGUCCUUGAGGUCCAUCACAACCUUCUGGCCGUGUCACUCACUGCCUGGUUCUUCACUGGGCGAGUCACAAGGAACAUCUUGGCUCUGUGGAGUCUCCAUGGGGUUGGGAAGGUGGGAGAAGUUCACCUGGACGCCAGGGAAGCACGGAGAGAAUUGUCCCCUACAGGGAAGAGACCUGGGAGGUCCCCAUGGGAGAGGUGGCUGGGGAGGGUCAUGGUAGCUGACUGUCCAUCCUGGAGGAGCUGAGUGGGCUGGAUGUCCCCAUGUGUCCCUGUGUCCAUCCUGUCCCACACACGUUGGCACCACCAGGACCUGUCCCAGUACCCACUGGGUCUACCUGGCCCUGUGGGACCUGUCCCAGGACCUCCCAUCUGCUCCUGGUACUUGUGGGCUCAUCUUGGUGUUCACCAUCAACUCUUGGAGCCAUCUUGGGGUCCAACAUCUCCUCCUGGUCCUCCUGAACCCAUCUUGGGGUCCAUCAUCAACUCCUGGUCCUUCUGAACCCAUCCUGAGGUCCAACAUCUCCUAGUCCACCUGAACCCAUCUUGGUGUCCAGCAUCAAAUCCUGGAGACAUCCUGGGGUCCACCAUCAACUUUUGGAGCCAUCUUGGAGCCCAUCAUCUCCUCCUGGACCUCCUGAACCCAUCCUGGAGUCCAUCAUCUCUUCCUGAUCCUCCUGGACCCAUCUUGGUCCUCAUCAUCUCCUCCAGCUUCUCCUGGACUUGUUUUGGUGCCCUUCCCCUCCUCCAGAUCCUGCCCAACCCCUCUUGGUGGCUCCAAUCUCCUCCCGGGUCCACCUUGGCACCCACCAGCUCCUCUUGGUCCUUCAAAAUCCACCCAGGACAGCUCUCCUUGACCCUUCUGGGCUCAUUCUGGUGUUCAUCAUCUCCUCCUGUUUCUCCUGCCCUCAUCCUGGUGUCCAUCAUCUCCUCCAGGUCAUCCAGGACCCACCUGGGCACCCAUCUCCACCUGGUUCUGCCCAGCCCACCUUGGUUUCCCUGGUGUCUUCCAGGACCCAUCUUGGUGUCCCUGAUCUCCUCCAGGUCCAACCUUGGUGGCUCCCAUCUCCUCCAGGUCCAACCUUGGUGCUCCUAAAUCUUCUCCAGGUCCUCCACAUCCCACCCUGGUGGACCCCAAUCUCUACCAGGUCCCACCUUGAUGACCCCCAAAUCUCCUCCAUGUCCUACCCUGAUGGACCUCAAUCUCCACCAAGACCUACCUUGGUGGCCCCCAAUCUCCUCCAGGUUCUACAUUAGUGCCCCCAAAUGUCUACCAGGUCCCACCUUGGUACCCUCACCUCUUGCAGGACCCAUCUUGGUGACCCCAAAUCUCCUCCAGGUCCCACCUUGAUGCCCCCAUUUUCUUCAGGACCAACCUUGGUGCCCCCCAACCUCCUCCAGGACUCAUCUGGGCACCAUCAUCUGCUCCAGGUCCCACCUGAGCACCCCCCAACUCCCUCCAGCUCCUCCUGAUCCCCCAAAAUCUCCCCCAGGUCCCACCUUGGUGCCCUCAACCAACCUUGGUGCCCUAACCUCUUUCAGCACCUAUCUUGGUGUCCCUCAGUCUUCUCCAGGACCCACCUUGGUGCCCCCACCUCUUCCAGGAUCCAUCUUGGUGACCCCAAAUCUUCGGGUCCCACCCUCGUGGCCCCACAUCUCCUCCAGGACACACCUUGGUGUCCUCAGAUAUCCACCAGGUCCCACCUUGGUGCUCCAACCUCUUCCAGAUUUCACCUUGGUGACCACAAAUCUCCAGGUCCUCCAGGUCGCACCUUGGUUUCCCCAAAUCUCCCCCAGGUCCCACCUUGGUGCCCUCACCUCUUCCAGGUUUCACCUUGGUGCCCCCAAAUCUCCAGGUCCUUCACGUCCCAUCCUGAUGGAGCCCAAUCUCCAUCAGAUCCCAUCUUGGUGCCCCAAAUCUCCUCCAGGUUCCACAUUGGUGCUCCCAGAUCUCCUCCAGGUCCUCCAUGCCCCACCCUGAUGGACCCCAAUCUCAAUGAAGACCUAUCUUGGUGCCCUCAAAUGUCCUCCAGGUCCCAUCAUGGUGACCCCAAAUCUCCAGGCCCUCCACGUCCCACCUUGGUGCACCCCAAAUCUCCUCCAGGUCCUCCAUGUCCCACCCUGAUGGACCCCAGUCUCCACCAGGACCCACCUUGGUGGCCUCACAUCUUCUCCAGGUCCUUCAGGUUCUACCUUGGUGCCCCCAGUCUCCAGCAAGACCCAUCCUGGUGACCCCUAAUCUCCACCAACUCCCCUAAAACUGUAGGGUCCCAUGGGUCAGGGGGGUCCCCAAGAUCCUGGGAUGGUCCCCAAGGUCGGGGGGGUCUCAUGGGUGGAGUCCCCAAAGUGGGAGGGGGUCCCCAAAAUGGGGGAGGGGGUCACCAAGGCCAGUGGGUCCCAAAAGUGUGGGGUCCCAUGGGGGGAUCCCCAAAAUGGGGGAUCCUCAAAGUGGGGACAGUGCCCAAAAUGGGGGGGUCCCCAAGGCCUGGGAGGUCCCCAAAGUGGGGACAACCCCCAAGUUAUGGGGUCCCAUGGGGGAAGUCCCCAAAGUGGGAGGAGUCUCCAAAAUGUGGGGGUCCUAUGGGUGGGGAGUACCAUGGAGGGGGUCCCCAAAUUGGGGUGGGGGAGGGUUCCCAAACUGGGGGUGGUGGGGACAACCCAGCACUACCUCCCAGCUCUACUCACUGCCAGGGGACCCCCACUUUUUACUCCACGUCCACUUAAUUAAGUUUUAAUUAAUUAAUCAUUAAUUUCUGGCACCCGUUCAUUAAUUUUUAAGUGAUUUCCCCUCCUUUUUUC
This is a messenger RNA of Catharus ustulatus (Swainson's thrush), 6876 nucleotides long. RefSeq names its product Rho GTPase activating protein 39 (gene ARHGAP39). The record is from RefSeq and is a predicted model, not a curated record. Gene Ontology annotation, biological process: signal transduction. The coding region runs from base 16 to 3357 and encodes 1113 amino acids. Gene Ontology annotation, molecular function: protein binding; GTPase activator activity. Gene Ontology annotation, cellular component: cytoskeleton; cytoplasm. NCBI's taxonomy places the organism in Eukaryota, Metazoa, Chordata, Aves, Passeriformes, Turdidae. The transcript is spliced from 11 exons.